Molecule: messenger RNA, 1248 nt
Organism: Emys orbicularis (European pond turtle)
Lineage: Eukaryota; Metazoa; Chordata; Testudines; Emydidae
Product: lysosomal acid lipase/cholesteryl ester hydrolase-like
Exons: 9
Coding region: 34-1248 (404 amino acids)
Molecular function (GO): hydrolase activity, acting on ester bonds
Source: RefSeq, a predicted model, not a curated record
AUCGAUAAAUGAAUUGUUUCACACAGGCCUAAGAUGCAGCUGUUUAUUAUGUUGGCAUAUUUGUUCCAAGGAAUUAGAUAUUCAGAAGAACUCAUAAGAUGGAACAUUAAACAUGGAGAAGAAAUGCUAAAGAAGAUUACUGUGGAUCCAGAAUGCUUUAUGAAUGUUACUGAAAUUAUCAGGUACCAUGGAUACCCCAGUGAGGAAUAUGACGUUACAACAGAAGAUGGAUAUAUCCUUAGCCUUAACAGAAUUCCUGGUGGGAAGAACCGUGGGAACACAGGGCAAAAGCCAGUAGUGUUUUUGCAACAUCCACUCCUAGGAGAUGCUACCCACUGGAUUUCAAACCUGGACAACAACAGCCUGGGCUUCGUGCUAGCAGAUGCUGGCUUUGAUGUUUGGAUGGGAAACAGCAGAGGGAACACUUGGUCUAUAAAACACAAGACACUUAAACCUGACCAACAGAAGUUCUGGGAGUUCAGUUUUGAUGAGAUGGGUAAAUAUGACAUUCCAGCAGCUCUCUACUUUGCCAUGAAUAAAACGGGACAAAAGGAGCUGUACUAUGUUGCCCAUUCAGAAGGCACAACGUUAGGUUUUGUAGCAUUUUCCAUUAGGCCAGACUUGGCUCAAAGAAUAAAAAUGUUCUUUGCCUUGGGGCCGGUAGCCACAAUUACAUUUGCCAAAAGCCCUGCGAUAAAGUUUGCCUGUCUUCCUGAAACACUUCUCAAGACUGUAUUAGGAACUAAAGGAGUCUUUCCUCAGAAUGAACAUCUGAAAAAGCCUGUUACCCUAUUGUGUACCAAGCUGGAUAAGUUUUGUGCAAGUUUCCUCUCUUUUGUGGCUGGGCGUAAUGAGCAAAACUUAAAUACGAGUCGGUUAGCUAUGUACGUCGGACAUUCGCCUGCUGGAACAUCUGUACAGAAUAUCUUACAUUGGCGCCAGGUAUUGUAUUCAAAGCAAUUGCAAGCUUAUGACUAUGGCUCUAAGGAAAAGAACAUGGAGAAAUACAAUCAGACUACCCCUCCUAUAUACAAGAUAGAAGAACUGAAAAUGCCCAUUGCUGUUUGGAGUGGUGGACAUGACUUGUUUGCAGACCCAAAGGACGUGGCCGCAUUACUCGGUCAAAUUACUAAUCUCAUUUACCACAAGCAUUUUCCUGAAUGGGAACAUCUAGAUUUUACCUGGGGUCUUGAUGCAGCUAAGCGCAUGUAUGUGAAAGUCAUUGAGCUGAUGAAGAAGCAUCCCUGA